CUAUUUAAUUUAGAUCUCAUGGUGACUUUAACUCCCUUUGCUGUGGACUUUGUGCUUUGUAACUUUGCAAAUUGCACAAACAGCUAUAUUACACAUUAAAGGAAAGAUAAAAUGAAAAAAAAAAAACAUAAUAGGUACCCUUUAACUAUAAACUUUAAACAUGACAUAAAAGCAACAAUUUCAGUGUUAUGCUGAAUUCUGACCCCUGCCAGAAUAUUUUCUCCCAGCAUAAUUAUUUUUAGCUUUAAGAAGUGAAAGUGAAGUGACAUGUGGCCAAGUAUGGUGACCCAUACUUGGAAUUGUGCUCUGCAUUUAACCCAUUCAAGUGCACACACACACAGAGCAGUGGGCAACCAAUGCUGCAGCACCCAGGGAGCAGUUGGGGGUACGGUGCCUUGCUCAAGGGUCUCACCUCAGUCAUGGUAUUGAGAGCACUGGACUUUCACUCCCCUCACCGACAAUCCCUGCCAGACCUGAGACUCAAACCCAUGACCUUUGGGUUACAAGUCCGACUCUCUAUCCAUUAAGCCACGACUUUAGUUAUAGGGUUAGGAUUAGGCAGUCAGGCCUCAACAAGGAGUUUAAUAAUCUGACAGGGCUUUUUCAUGACUCUUUCUGCAGAUUAGAACAUGACAAGUGUCUUUAUAAGUAAAUCGUUGAACAACCAAUUUGAUCUAACACUUUCAGGAACAUAACGAGUAAUUCUCUUCACAAUAAAGGGAUUCAUUCAAACGUAUUCAUUCAGGAAUGGACCACCAUCAUUACUCUGUUGCAAAAUUGUGUGCAAAUUGUGUAAAGCUGAACAAAGUAAGUAAUUUAGGCAAUAUUGUCUCUAAAAUAUGUUGCUUAAUAUUACACUUGCAGUUGUAGUAAAUUAUCUCAAGGGAAAUAUUAAUAAUUAAUCAUAACUUGUUAUAAUUAAUUAUGAAUAUUUGGAUCAGUUAAUAGAAUUAACUUGAUGUAGUAGAAUUAUUACCACAAUCAACUAACCUGUUCGUCCAGAGAUUAAUUUUUAAGAAAUGUUCAUUUCCGGGGUAUGGGAAAUAACUUUCUUACUGUUCAGUACUAAUCAGAGCAUGUAGUCCAAAUCUGAAAUCGUUUAUGUGACAUUAAUCUGCAGGCUGAAUCAGAACCAGGGAACUCAUAUGUAUUGUGCACAAGUUUUAUUAACUAAAUCACGAACACAACUACUCUAAACAAACAAACACACACACACACACACACACACAAUCACACAUAAAUAAGUAAAAUGGAAAGUGACAGAAUGAAAACAAAAACGGAAACAGGGAAUGAAGCUAUGGAAAAUAGUUAUUUAGCAUGAAAAGAACCAUCAGCUUAUUAUUUUCAAAGCACCUCAUUAAUUGUACGAUACUUGCAUGGCCUUUGCAGUAGAUGCAGUUUCCUGAAGAAGGAUUUUGAUGGUUACAUGAGUUUCAAUCGAUUUCUACUGCGUCGAAUGAAGAAGUUGUGAUGAACUUGCAUGGUUAGUUUGACUCUGUUCUGGUUGAGAGAGAGAGAGUCUCCAUGAGUAAGCACAUGGCUGGUUGUGGAUCGAGGCCUGCCGUCACUGCCGCGCCAGCCGGAGAGGCCAUGCAGAACGGCAAACGGAAGAUGCAGAGAAGAAGGAAGAGAGAGAGGGAUCUGUGUGGGGGCUUUUUAACCUCUGCUGAUGGCCUUUCCUCCUAGGGGUCAGUGAGCCAAUCAUACAUAAGCUUUCAGAGGGAAAGUUUUACAAUUCUUUGUCUCAAGAUGAUUGUUUGCAUAUGUAACUAGAUUGGUUGCUGAUGAAGAAACUAUUAAAGAUUCUUGUAAUACUAAUAUGUUGCACAGGUAUUGACAUAUCAUAUACACGAUCAUUUAAAUCUUCAAAAUGCAAAUGCAUAGACCCCAAACUUGGUAUAGGUGAGAUUACAUUAACUGUUGGUUCUAUCAUAAAAUAUGCAUAAAACAAAGUACAAUGAAAGAGACACGUUACAACAAGACAGUUAUAAUCAUACACACAAUGUCCUGGGAUGCAUGUUCAUUUAUAGAACAGUUCGUCUAUAAAAUGAGGCAGAAGAGUCUGUUUUUACAGGCUUUGUGUCUUUCCUAUAGCCUGAUACAAGUGAAUUUAGAGCAGAGCUCUGCAUUCUUUUAAGUCAUUAAGCACCGUUGUGGUUUCGUGGGAUGGUCUAACACAUAGAACUCUAACACAUAGUUUGUUGAGAGUGUGAGUUUGCCAGAUUGUUCAUUAAAUAUAAUGAAUAAUUUGUGUGUCUGAUUUGUCCAGCUGUUACACAGUCAUGCUCUUGUGCCCUGUCCAAAUACACACACUUGCGGUCUUUGCCACUUGAGAGCGUGUGCAUGCAACAGGAUGUAAGUGCACAAGACUGUCCCAUGUCUUAAAAAUGCCAAAGUGCAGUGCCCUUAAAGCACACUAAACCCACACUAUCUUGAAUACCACUUCGGAGGCUAAGCAUAUCCCAGCAUGCAUUAUGUUCAGAAAUUCACGUGCGGCUAAAUUGCGAGAUGUGGAAGAAAACAUUCCACUGUAAGUUAAAUUAAAUAGAUAUUACAACUGUUUUUUAAUACUUAAUUAGAAGCACCACAAUUUUAAAAUUGUGUCUUCUGUUAGUUACAUAGCGACUACUGAACAAACAUUUUAAAAAUGUAUUUUAAAAUGCAAAGUAUUGAAAAUAAAAAAAGCUCUGUAAACACUUGCAUAUUUUGCAAGACUAAGUGUCUCCCAUCGGGGAAUAAAAAGUUCUAUACACACUUGCAGUCUUCUUGCCCACUUGAACAAUGUUACAGAGUGUUUACGUUUACGGACUUCAAUAAACAGGGUAUUUAUUAUCACAAAGGAAACAGAACCAUACACACAUAUAAACUAACAAUAAGAACGGACAGGGAGUGCUAGGAGUGAGUCCAACUUAAAGGGAGUACUGGCGGGCCAUGGCGGGUCAGGAGACGUGGGCAGCCAUGGUGGAUCCUGAGCCCCACCCACAUGUGUUCCACCCACAUGUUCCCCACCCACGGGUACAUGGCCCCCCCCCAAAAAAAUUUUUUCGGGAGAUUUGGGGGGGCAGGAAGGGCUCGUGGAACGGAGUGGGCUCGUGGGCUGGAGUGGGCUCGUGGGCUGCUGGAGCGGGCUCGUGGGAGAAUGGAGCGGGCUCGUGGAAGGCUGGAGCGGGCCUGUGGAAGGCUGGAGCGGGCUCGUGGAAGGCUGGAGCUACUGGCUCCGUCCAAAAGUCAAUAAGCCAGUCAUUCAUUUUACUCACUGGAGACUUGGGCUGCUCAGCGGCAGAAUUCACUGGAAACUUGGGCUGCUCGGAGGCAGAAUUCACUGGAGACUUGGGCUGCUCAGCGACAGAAUUCACUGGAGACUUGGGCUGCUUGGAGGCAGAAUUCACUGGAGACUUGGGCUGCUUGGAGGCAGAAUUCACUGGAGACUUGGGCUGCUUGCAGCGGGCGACCAUCCUGCCGAAAUCCCCAAAGACGAUCCACCGCUGAAGUGAGCUCCUUGCUGGGAGGCAGGCGCUGGCAGUUCUCCGAGGGCAAUGGAACGAGGAAGAUACCCAUUUUUGUUUGCUGAAGUCCAGCGGUUGGGUCCGUUCUUCUGUUACAGAGUGUAGGUUGCGGUAGAGGCGAGGCGUUUACGGACUUCAAUAAACAGGGUAUUUAUUAUCACAAAGGAAACAGAGAACCAUACACACAUAUAAACUAACAAUAAGAACGGACAGGGAGUGCUAGGAGUGAGUAAAGUUAAAGGGAGUGCUGACGAUGACAACAGGUGCAGGGAAUCCAGGAAUGGCAGGAAGGCUGAUGAGGGAAGUGCAAAAAGGUGAUGAACAGGGAGGAUACUGGGAAACGGAGUUCGGGACAGGCGUGGAUGUAACAAACAAGUGGUCAAGUGCAAUUUUUUUUCAUGCUAGUGUAUAAUUUUAUUUAAUAAAAAAUUAUGUACAUUUAUAACUCUAUAGUAUACAAUAUACUACUUUAGCAUUAACUUAAAAAAAUAGUUAACGCUGCUGUGUGGAUGUUUCUAAUAUAGCCUAUACCAGCUGAGGGAGUGAUGGCAAAUUUGACGUCUUUCUCUCUUCUGGAAACCAUAAGCUCACGAUAUUGUUUCCUUUUGUUAUAACGUGUUAUGCUAUUGUGGAUUUUAUUUUUUGUUAUUGGAGAAAAUGGGAAGGCAAAAAAUUUUUUCCAUUCACCGAAGCUUCUGAGAACCCUGGAAAUGUGAAAACAGGCCAUAAUUCCAAAGACUCUCAAACGGAAGGCUGCAUCAUAUUGAAGCUGUGUCCUUCUUAGUCCAGUCCUUCGGAGGCUUGUAGGCUAGAGUCCUCCUCAGCAUUAAAUGCUAGAAUGAGAUGGUAAGUGUGCAUAACUAGCCUACAUCAUAAAUGUUUCGGCCCCCGUUGUCACAACGCCUACUAUUAAAAUUAUAAUUUGAAAAAUACGUUAGCCUAUAUUAAAAACCUUUAUAUAACUGCCUUUCUAUUAAUGCAGUACAUGUAUGUAACUGGAGAAAAAGUCACAGUGCUCUGCAAGCAAGCACAGAUGUUUCUUCAACUACAUUUAAUGUCGUUUGCAAAGUCAUCAGAAUAUUGUAAAUCACUGUAGCAGAAUGACACCUGCAAAAGAGUUAUGAAAUCAUAUAAAAAUCAACCCGCAUCUACUUUUCUUCAUGUCUGCAAUGAGGUUGAAGCUUUUCAUUUGUGAUGUAGUUUAUUGUGUAAAGAAGCCUAUAGGCUAUUUGCUGUUUUCUCUUUCUACUAUGUGACAUGAUGAAAUUUCACUCUUGACAAUCUCACCUUCUCUGUUUCUUAAAGUGAGGAACAAAAGAUAAAGUCAUAGACAAAACAAUAAAUUCUCCCUAUUCAGGACCCACUAGAACAUUUUUGUAUAUGGACCACUGUUUGCCAUGUGAGAUGGGUGGAGUGCUGGAGAUGAAUGAAGAGAGGUGAGAAAUUAGGUCAAAGCUGACAACAGAGAUACUGCUGUAAGAUGGUCUGGGAGGAGCCCACCUGCUUAAAAAGAGAGAGAUUUUCAGCAGAAAAAAAGGAGAGCACAGAUAAUGUUGUAUAGACACUAACUGCUCCUGCAUGUAGUGAUCAUCAAAUACUGUGGCAUAUCACAAGAUAUAUUCUCAUUAGGUAAGGUCAUCAGAUUCCCUACUGAAAAGUCAGAAGAAUGAGCAGCAAGGUAUUUGCAACCUGGGUGGUUCUUGCUUCAAUUAUCACACUCUCCACUCAGAGUUGUAUAACCCAGUGGUUUGACCGUGAUGACCCAACUGGAAAUGGAGAUUAUGAGCUGUUGGCUGACCUUCUAAGUAUGUAUCCCGGAGAAAUAUGCCCGAUUCCAAUCGGCAUAGAGGCUCAGACUAUCUCCGGCCAACCAGCAUCUCAAACAGGAGACGUCUUUCAAGUAUACAAUCCAACAACUGGGCUUUCUUGUGCAAACCAAGGAGGAGGGAUUUGUGCCGAUUAUAAGGUGCGCUUCACCUGCCCAGAGACAUGGUGUUCAAAAUGCAGGACACCCUGGUUUGACCGAGAUAAUCCUGGUGGACUGGGAGACUAUGAGACGCUGUCGUUAACCCUGGUAGCAUACCCACUACAGGUCUGUGAUCAGCCCAUCGCCAUUGAGGUCACAACCACUAGUGGGACCCCUGUACUGCCGACUGGAAGCAGUAUUACAGUAUAUGACCCAUUACAAGGCUUUGUGUGCGUGAAUGGGGCCUGUCUAGACUACAGGGUUCGCUUCACAUGUCCAGCAAGUUUUUGUGGCACAAAGUGUGUAACCAGGUGGUUUGAUUCUGACAAUCCUAAUACAAAUGGAAGUGAUUCUGAACUCUUGACUACCCUUCUCGGUUUGUAUCCUGGGUACAUUUGUCCGAAUCCACUCGGAAUAGAGGCUCAGACCAUCUCUGGCCAGCCAGCAUCUCAAACAGGAAACGUCUUUCAAGUAUAUAAUCCGACAACUGGAUUUUCUUGUGUAAACGCAAACCAAGGAGGAGGGAUUUGUGCCGAUUAUAAAGUGCGCUUCGCCUGCCCGGAGGACUGGUGUUCAAAAUGCAGGACACCCUGGUUUGACCGAGAUAAUCCCGGUGGACUGGGAGACUAUGAGACGCUGUCGUUAACCCUGGUAGCAUACCCACUACAGGUCUGUGAUCAGCCCAUCGCCAUUGAGGUCACAACCACUAGUGGGACCCCUGUACUGCCGACUGGAAGCAGUAUUACAGUAUAUGACCCGUUACAAGGCUUUGUGUGCGUGAAUGGGGCCUGUCUAGACUACAGGGUUCGCUUCACAUGUCCAGCAAGUUUUUGUGGCACAAAGUGUGUAACCAGGUGGUUUGAUUCUGACAAUCCUAAUACAAAUGGAAGUGAUUCUGAACUCUUGACUACCCUUCUCGGUUUGUAUCCUGGGUACAUUUGUCCGAAUCCACUCGGAAUAGAGGCUCAGACCAUCUCUGGCCUGCCAGCAUCUCAAACAGGAAACGUCUUUCAAGUAUAUAAUCCGACAACUGGAUUUUCUUGUGUAAACGCAAACCAAGGAGGAGGGUUUUGUGCAGAUUAUAAAGUGCGCUUCGCCUGCCCAGAGGACUGGUGUUCAAAAUGCAGGACACCCUGGUUUGACCGAGAUAAUCCUGGUGGACUGGGAGACUAUGAGAUGCUGUCGUUAAUCCUGGUAGCAUACCCACUACAAGUCUGUGAUCAGCCCAUCGCCAUUGAGGUCACAACCACUAGUGGGACCCCUGUACUGCCGACUGGAAGCAGUAUUACAGUAUAUGACCCGUUACAAGGCUUUGUGUGCGUGAAUGGGGCCUGUCUAGACUACAGGGUUCGCUUCACAUGUCCAGCAAGUUUUUGUGGCACAAAGUGUGUAACCAGGUGGUUUGAUUCUGACAAUCCUAAUACAAAUGGAAGUGAUUCUGAACUCUUGACUACCCUUCUCGGUUUGUAUCCUGGGUACAUUUGUCCGAAUCCACUCGGAAUAGAGGCUCAGACCAUCUCUGGCCUGCCAGCAUCUCAAACAGGAAACAUCUUUCAAGUAUAUAAUCCGACAUCUGGAUUUUCUUGUGUAAACGCAAACCAAGGAGGAGGGUUUUGUGCCGAUUAUAAAGUGCGCUUUGCCUGCCCAGAGGACUGGUGUUCAAAAUGCAGGACACCCUGGUUUGACCGAGAUAAUCCUGGUGGACUGGGAGACUAUGAGACGCUGUCGUUAACCCUGGUAGCAUACCCACUACAGGUCUGUGAUCAGCCCAUCGCCAUUGAGGUCACAACCAUUACUGAGACACCUGUACUGCCGAAUGGAAGCAAAUUUCCAGUAUAUGAUCCACUACAGGGCUUUGAGUGUAAGAAUGAGCCACAGAGUGGAUGGAUCUGUCAGGACUACAAGGUCCGCUACAAAUGUCCUCGAAGUUUCUGCUGGAUCUCAGUUCUCUCAAGCCUCUCAUCUGAGGUCACAAACAUAACUGUCAACUAUUAGCCUAAACUUGUGAAGUUAAACCAAGUUUUCAAUUUAAAUUUAGAUUAGAAAAAAAGUAAAAUAAACAUUUGCUUGCAUUA
Messenger RNA from Ctenopharyngodon idella (grass carp), 7547 nucleotides. RefSeq lists its product as uncharacterized. The transcript has 20 exons. The record is from RefSeq and is a predicted model, not a curated record. Bases 5173 to 7467 code for a protein of 764 amino acids. Lineage: Eukaryota; Metazoa; Chordata; Actinopteri; Cypriniformes; Xenocyprididae.